UAUGCUAUCACAUUCUGUCUGCCUCCCAUCUCUUGUUUCAAUUCGCAUGUGUGGUUUGAACGUGUGAAAGAAUUUGUGUGGUGUGUUCUGGAGUUUGGGAAUGUGUUUUUGCGUUAUUUUUGUUUGAGCAGGUAUUUGUGAUGAUAGAUCUUGAGAAGAUCUUUCCGACGCAACAAGAAUCGCUUCACUCGGAGCAAGAACGCGAAAGCUAUGAAGAUUCAAAGUUCAUGAGCUUGCGUUACAAUUGCGGCGGUUACAAAGUGAAGUUGUGGGGUGACUCUAUAUGGAGUUGGGACCUUUGGGGUUGGGGAAAUUUGUCACUCUACUGUAACAGCUGCAAAUUGGUUGGGAACAACCAAGCUAGGUUGGCAAGGGUGGCCAACUUGGAUGGAUUGGUUGGGAAGGGACAAAGGUCAAAGUUGAGGUUCCUAUAGGGAGGGAAUCUUUGUGCUUAUGGGGUUUCCUUGGUUGGGGACUCUCUUGGGACCUUCCCUCUCAUCCCUCUCUUUCUAUCCCAACCUUUCUCUUGCUCCUUCUAAUUCCUUGUGAGAUUCUUGAACUUUGAUUGAACCUUUUGAGAUUGAGUUAAGUUCUCCUCCUACAGCUUACCCCCUAGUGCGUCAAAAGCCAUAGCGUCGCGAAUACUUCAUCAAUCAACAUGAUUCAAAUUGGGAACGCAAAGGGGAGCUGAAAUUCGUCAUUUCUCAAGGAGAAGAUGAAUGAGACAGGAGGAGAUGCUAAUGGAAGAGGAGCUGUACCUGAGAAGCCAAGUGAGCCGCCGCCAUCAAAAGUUGACGCUCUGGAUGGCUCCAACUAUGAGGAAUGGAGCGGGCGGAUGAGGAGUGCCUUCAAACGCUACAAGCUCCUGAAGAUUGCUGUUGGGGAGGAGAAGAUGCCGGAGGAAGGCGAAGCACGCGAACGGUGGAUUGAGAAAAGCGCGGUGCUUUUCGACCUCAUCCUUCAAUCGCAAGAUCAAUGGACACCUGAGUGGCUAAGGCAGCAGAUUCUGCAGGAGGACUUCCGUAGACGCCAUGUGGGAGGCGGUGCUGCCACGAAGACUGCUGAGGGGUAUGGAGCUGCAGGGCGCGGCAAAGGAAGAGGGGGUUGGAGAGGCCGAGGCCGUGGGAGGAGCUUUGGCAGAGGUAGAGGCCGAGGUGACUAUAAUGAGGGGCAUGGAAGCUCCAGUGGCAGGGGGAGUACCAGAAUGGAGGGCACCUGCUGGUACUGCAAGAAGGUUGGGCAUCCUUGGUUCAAGUGCUUCAGCAGGCCGGAGGGAUGGGCACCUCCAGGCAUGAAGCCGCCCAGUGCAGCAACGGCAGCAGCGGCAAAGGCAAGAGCAGGAGGAGAUGCAACUGCACCAACUGAUGGGGUCCUGGAAGCAGUCAAGAAAGUGCAGCAGCAGCAGACACAUGGUGAGGUGCUUGCUGGUGUGGAUGCGAGUGCGGCAUGGGCUAAGGCUUCAUCAAAGAGUGGAGAGGCCGAUUGGGAGACAUGGCAUGAGAGGCUGUGUCAUGUGAACUUCCCUAUGCUGCAAAAGUUGGUGAAGGAUGGGAGCCUGAAGGGCUUGGAGAUGAAAGGGGGAGUGAAGGAGAUUGGGAGCUUCCCUACAUGCUUGGAGACCAAGUUCUCCAAGUUCCCCUUCAAUAGCACUACAGGACCAGCCAAGACCCCACUUGCACUUGUGCACAUGGAUGUGGUGGGGCCCACAAGAGCCCCUUCCCUCUCAGGCAGCCGCUAUUUCUUGACAAUUGUAGAUGACCACACUCGGGCAGUGUGGGUUUACCCUUUGAAGAGCAAGGGGGAGGUGGCAGCGGCUGUCCUUAAGGAGUGGAUGCCUAGAGCUCAGAGGGAAUGCGGACACAAGGUGAAGGUGAUCCGCUGUGAGAUGGAGACACUCGCACGAUUCGAGAAGGACGUGAAGCGGACCGACACCGGGUUCCUGGCGAUAGCAACAGAGGUGAAGAAUAACGGAGAGAAAGCCUCGGAAACUCCAGAAAAAAUCAAGGAAUUACUGAAGGAGUUCCAAGACAUUCUUCCUGACGAUCUUCCGGACGAGCUACCGCCAUACCGAACGCAUCAACACGAGAUCGUGGAGGAACCAGGUUCGAAGCCGACCUUCCGAGCACCAUACCGGCUCAGCCCUACGGAGCUGACCGACAUGAAGAAGCAGAUCGAGUAUCUCCUAGCCAAAGGACUCAUCCGACCAUCUACUUCGCCAUACGGUGCCCCAGUACUCUUCACACCGAAACCGGACGGAAGCCUGCGCAUGUGCAUCGACUACCGAGCUCUUAACAAGCAGACCAUCAAGAACAAAUAUCCGAUACCGCGAAUCGAUGACCUGCUUGACCAGCUUCGGGGAGCUACGGUAUUCUCCAAACUGGAUCUGCGGUCCGGAUACUGGCAGAUACGGAUGGCGGACAACUCUAUCCACAAAACUGCUUUCCGAACUCGGUACGGAUCGUAUGAGUAUUUGGUCAUGCCGUUCGGACUCACCAACGCGCCGGCAACGUUCCAAGCCGAAAUGAACCACAUUCUACGACCACUUCUGGACGAAUGCGUGGUGGUGUACCUGGACGACAUACUCAUCUACUCACGCGACAUGAAGCAGCACGUCGAACACCUGCGACGCAUCUUCGAAAUUCUUCGACGAGAACGAUUCUACGUCAAACUGUCCAAGAGCGAAUUCGCCCUGGAGAAAGUCCAAUUUCUAGGCCACUUGGUGAGCGCUCAAGGAGUUCACGUCGACCCCAAGAAGAUCGAAGCCGUACGUACGUGGAAGACACCCGAGAACGUGAAGGAGUUGCAGCAGUUCCUAUGCUUCGCUAAUUACUAUAACAGGUUCGUGCCACAGUAUGCGAAACUCGCAGCACCACUCACGAAUCUGUUGAAGAAGAACACGCCCUACAAAUGGGAGACGAAGCACCAGGAAGCCGUGGAGCAGUUGAAACAAGCACUGACAUCCGCACCGGUACUCAUCUUGCCAGAUCCCGAACGUGACUACGUCAUUGAAGCAGACGCCAGUGACCAGGCCGUGGGUGCAGUCUUAAUGCAAGACCAGGGGAAUGGACUGCAACCAAUUGCCUACCUCAGCAAGAAACUGCACGGGGCAGAACUCAACUACCCGAUACACGACAAAGAGGCUCUUGCUAUCGUCAUCGCCUUCAAAGCGUGGAGAUGCUAUCUCGAAGGACGAAGAACGACCGUCUACACCGACCACUGCAGCCUGAAAUAUUUGAAGACACAACCCAACCUUUCCAGGCGGCAGGUCCGGUGGAUCGACUUCCUCGAGACACACUUCCACUACGACAUCGUGUACAAGCCCGGCCACAAGAACAAAGCAGACGCUCUCAGCCGGCCUGCACACGUUGCCGCGAUUCAGAUCGAAGGGAUGAAUCCACUACUCAAGGGACUCUUCACCCACGGGUACGCCAUCGACCCCGAAAUUCCCUUGGCAGAAAGGCGACAUCUGCUACAGUGGGACAAUGACAUCGCAUACCGGAAGGGAUCCACAAAAAUCUGGGUACCCAAUUACCCUCCUUUGCGCCAGUUACUACUCGAAGAAUAUCACGACGUCCUCUACGCCGGACACUUCGGUAGCAACAAGACGCUCACCGGUAUCGCCAAACACUACUACUGGCCCCAUAUGGCAGACGACGUCCAGAAAUUCGUCACCUCAUGUGAUACAUGUCAGCGGAUGAAGAGCAGCAAGCAGAAAAAGGCGGGACUACUGCAGCCUCUUCCUGUCCCAGAACAACCAUGGCAAGUGGUUAGCCUAGAUUUCAUCACCGGGUUACCACCUACCUCCAGCGGUCAUGACGCCAUCCUUGUCGUCAUUGACAAGUUCUCCAAAAUGGGACACUUCAUCCCGACACACACGACGGCACGCACCGAGGAGACAGCACAACUCUUCGUUCGUCACAUCAUCUCACAGCAUGGCAUCCCAACUACACUCAUCUCCGACCGAGACCCCAAGUUCACUAGCAAGUUCUGGAAGGAACUUAUGUCUCUGCUCGGCACCAAACUCGCCAUGUCAUCCGCAUACCAUCCGCAGACAGACGGACAGACCGAGCGCCUCAACCAAAUUGUUGAGCAACUCCUCCGAGCAGCCUGCAAGGACGACAUCUCCAAAUGGGACUUGCACCUACCCGUCCUGGAGUUUGCCUACAACAACGCUACACACGCCGCUACGGGACAGACGCCGUUCUUCCUCUGCUACGGACGCCACCCACUCACACCACUGAAACCGCCAACACCAGCAACAGUCCAACCUGCACACGACUUCAUCACAACCAUGCAUCAGCUUUGGGAUCGGACCCAUAAGCGCCUCCUUGACAUUCAACAGCAACAGAAGCGCCAGGCCGAUCGCCAUCGCAACGACCACACUAUUACGGUGGGGGACCGGGUGCUUCUCGACACCCGUAACCUGGACAUCAGCCAUCUCCCAUCUAAACUUCGACCUCGCUUCUGCGGGCCUUUCCUCGUUGAAGCCCAGGUCACUCCUGUUACCUUCCGCUUACGCCUGCCAGCUACCUGGAAGAUUCACAACGCCUUCCACGUCCAACUUCUGAAGCCCUAUCGGGACCCGAACACAAUUUUCGUCGGACGCCAGCCGUCGCCGCCGCCGCCCGUCCUCGUCCAGAACGAACCCGAGUACGAGGUCGAGUCCGUGCUCGCACACCGCCGUCGUCGGAAUGGCACCGUGGAGCUUCUCAUCCGUUGGAAGGGUUAUGAUCCUUCUGAGGACAGCUGGGUCUCUGAGACCGACAUGGGUAACGCCCGUCGUCCUCUGCAUGACUACCUUGUCAAGCAGGGGCUGCCUGAUCCGUUUUGGGUGUCUGCACUGAGGCAGGUCGCCCUUGUGAAGAAUAGGGUGCUGGCAACAGUUGGGGAGAAGGAGUGGAUCCCAUAUGUCAAGUGGUAUGGGAGUGCUCCAGCUGUGAACAUGCUGAGGGCAUUUGGGAGGGAUGUGCGCCCUCCAGUGAGGCUGACCUAUGGGGAAAGAGGCAAGCCGAAUGUGGUGCAGGCUGGGAGUGUGUUUGAGCAGAUUGAGGAAGAUGAGAUUGCAUUGUGCUAUUGGGCUGCAAUUCCUCAGCCUAAGGUACUGACGCUAGCUUCAACUCAGUAAAAGCGGAUGGCACCAGCAUUGGGGGUUAUGUGUGCUUGCUAGGAGGUGGUGCUGUGAGCUGGCGCAGCAAGAAGCAAAAUGAGGUGGGAUUGUCCUCAUGUGAGACUGAGUACAUGGCCUUACACCAUGGGGCCAAGGAAGUGGUGUGGCUGAGGCGCUUGUUAGAGGAGUUGGGAGUUGGUCAGGAGGAGCCGACAGUUGUGUUCUGUGACAAUGAGUCUGCUGUGAAGCUCGCCAAGAAUGCUUGUCUGCAUGGGCUGACAAAACACAUAAGGCCUAAGUGGCACUGGCCAGAGGGGGAGAUUGUUGUGUGAUGUCAUCAUAUGCUAUCACAUUCUGUCUGCCUCCCAUCUCUUGUUUCAAUUCGCAUGUGUGGUUUGAACGUGUGAAAGAAUUUGUGUGGUGUGUUCUGGAGUUUGGGAAUGUGUUUUUGCGUUAUUUUUGUUUGAGCAGGUAUUUGUGAUGAUAGAUCUUGAGAAGAUGUUUCCGACGCAACAAGAAUCGCUUCACUCGGAGCAAGAACGCGAAAGCUAUGAAGAUUCAAAGUUCAUGAGCUUGCGUUACAAUUGCGGCGGUUACAAAGUGAAGUUGUGGGGUGACUCUAU
This is a messenger RNA of Closterium sp. NIES-67, 5730 nucleotides long. The record is from the annotation of a GenBank genome assembly. NCBI's taxonomy places the organism in Eukaryota, Viridiplantae, Streptophyta, Zygnematophyceae, Desmidiales, Closteriaceae.